GAAAUCGAACGGAUGGUCCAAAUCAUCCACAAGAAGUUCUCCUCGAUUCAGAUGCAACUCAAACAGUCGACUUGUGAGGCAGUUAUGAUUCUCAGAUCGCGGUUUUUGGAUGCCCGAAGGAAACGUCGCAAUUUCAGCAAGCAAGCUUCGGAAAUUUUAAACGAAUAUUUUUACUCGCAUUUAUCGAAUCCGUAUCCCAGCGAAGAAGCGAAGGAGGAGUUGGCCCGAAAAUGCGGGAUUACAGUGAGCCAAGUCUCCAAUUGGUUCGGUAAUAAGCGAAUCAGAUACAAGAAAAAUAUAGGGAAGGCACAAGAAGAGGCCAAUCUGUACGCGGCGAAGAAAGCGGCCGGGGCUUCGCCUUACAGUGGCACCCCCACCCCCAUGAUGUCUCCAGCGCCUCCACAAGACUCCAUGGGGUACUCCAUGGGCUCCGCCUACGACCAGAGCUCGGCAUAUGACGCCAGUAGCUGUGGGUACGACCCAAUGCACGCACAGGAAUUAUCGCCCUAAUCAAACCUUAAUUAAUUAAGAAAUACAGUUGUAUACUAACCCAUGUAUACUGAAUUUUGUAUCGUGUACAGUGUGUUUCUGGGUUGAAAUUGCUUCAAGUCUUAUUUUUAUUAUAGUUAGGAGUACUUGCAAUAUAUUUCUAGAUUAUUUUUAGUAGGCGAAUUAAGGCGAGUUUUUCUUCAGUAUUUUUUGUAUAUUUAUCUAUUUUUAUUGAUAAGGAGCAGCUGGGUGAGGAAAACUUUGCUUUAACGCCGAGUUCUUUCGAAAUUUACAGUGCUUAAGUAUUUAAAUAAAUAAAUAACUGUAGUA
Molecule: messenger RNA, 819 nt
Organism: Tribolium madens (black flour beetle)
Lineage: Eukaryota; Metazoa; Arthropoda; Insecta; Coleoptera; Tenebrionidae
Product: homeobox protein extradenticle-like
Exons: 1
Biological process (GO): animal organ morphogenesis; embryonic organ development; neuron development
Cellular component (GO): nucleus
Molecular function (GO): DNA-binding transcription factor activity, RNA polymerase II-specific; RNA polymerase II cis-regulatory region sequence-specific DNA binding
Source: RefSeq, a predicted model, not a curated record